GCUACCUAAAUGAUACCAUAGCAAUAGCACGUCAUCACAAGAAGCAUGAAAAGUGGGUGUGAAUAGCGAGAGCUAGCGAGUGUUCCAGGCCAAGCUCCCGGGGCUUUUUGCGCUAUGACCGGUCUCUCAGCACCCUGCGGCCAGUUCAAUUUUUUUUUCACGUAGUGACAGUGUACUGAUGAUGGCUACUACUCGAUGACUCGACCUGUCUCUGCUGGGUAAAACAGGUCAAAGAGGUCUUUUGCUUACCAAGUCAUCUACAGAAUAGGGAGUUCCAUUUAGGUGGCUGUCUCCACCAAAAAUAAGAGCGGCGAUGGAUAGUGCAAACAGGAAGAGUUCUGCAAUGCUAUGGAGCCUUAAUCUUAUGGUACUGUUCUCACACGUCUCUGGAUCUGACAUAAGAAACGUUGACCCCAAUGGAUAUGUAGUCUACUGCCCCUGUAUGGGUCGUUUUGGUAACCAAGCUGAUCACUUUCUAGGAGCUCUUUCCUUUGCUCAUGGUCUGGACAGAACCCUUAUCCUUCCGCCUUGGAAUGAUUAUGGAAAACCAAGUCGCGCUGCUCAAAUUCCGUUUGACAAGUACUUCAAGGUUGACCCGCUCCGUGAAUAUCAUCGGGUCAUCACCAUGGAAACCUUCAUGAAGGAGUUAGCUCCAUCUUUAUGGCCAAAGGAGAAACGUACAGGAUUCUGUUACCGUUUCAGAGAUGGGACAGACUGCAAGAUGAAGGAGGGAAAUCCUUUUGGACCAUUCUGGGACAAUCAUCACAUCGACUUCUUCGAGUAUAAGGAAUAUGGCCCACUUUCCUACAACACCCAUUUGCCAAAUGCAAGAAAUAUGUGGGAAGCCAAGUUCCCAGUGUCCGAGUACCCUGUGAUUGCCCUCUCUGGCGCCCCUGCCGCCUUCCCGGUGACCCAGGAGAACAGACAACUCCAUAAAUAUCUGCUCUGGUCUGAAGAAAUAGACGGGCAAGCGGACAAGUUCAUUCAGGAGAAGCUUUCGGGGGGCCCGUUCGUCGGAGUACACAUGCGACAGGGGUCGGACUGGGCCAAUGCCUGCAGGCAUGUAAAAGACGCAAAACAGCUCUUUGCCUCGCCCCAGUGCCUCGGUUACCAACAAGAAUUCGGCACUCUGACGGACGAUCUCUGUAUGCCAUCGUUUGACCUCGUCAAAGAACAGAUUAAAGCCGUUGUCAAAAAGGUCAAGGCUGAAGGGGUGUUUAUUGCAUCGGAUGUAGAACCGGACGUUAAAUCUCUGAAAAAGUUUCUUCCCUCAAAGGUCAAGAUAGUGCAACACAAACCAUCAAAUCCACAAGUUGACCUCGCUAUAUUAGGCAAGUCCGACCAUUACAUCUGCAAUUGUGUCUCGUCCUUCUCGGCAUUUGCGAAGAGGGAGAGGGAUGCGGCGGGCAAGCCAUCGUCCUUCUGGGGAUUCGGGGAAGACUAUGAAAGGAUUGAGAAGAGGCGGUCGCAGAAAUCUCGCAGCGAGUUAUGAGGACGGCUUCAUUUCUAGUAUUGAACUGAAUAAAUGGGAUAAAUAAAUUGGUACUAUUGGAUAGUCUAAAUCAUAAAUGGUGUCGAAAGUAUUGUGUGCAUUCAGUAAUAAGCAUUUACAGGGGGGGGGGGGGUCACUUAGUAUAAAUGUAUUAUACAUAUAUGCCACGGUUGAGACCCCCAUUUCAGCCUAAGUUCCCAUUCCAGAGCAUCACCGAUUUAGAAAGCCACGGAAAUUCCUAUUUUUUUCCCCCGUUUCGGAGACACUCAAAUUUCUGGUUUCUAGGGACAGUACACACUCAUAUUCGGCGCAGCACAGUGGCAAACUGCGUACAAUGACUGCGAAAGCUCUGCAGAGCGAUUCGGAGGCCGCUGAUUGAUUGGUUCAUCGCGCAGAAAUGUCAUGACCAAUAUCAGGCAUAUUCAUGCAACCCUCCGAAAUAUUUGUGCCAUUCAAGAGCCUUGCAUUUUUUAGGAAUCGUUGAUACUAGAGCAGUUCUGGGGACCCCCAUUUUAAGACCAAAGUUUAGUUCCAGAGCCCCCGAUUUACGUUUUUGGUGUGGCACGUGGGUAUCAUUUUAUAAUUUGAGUACCCCUCCUCCCCCCGGGGCAUUUACAUGUAUGAAAUGGAGAUUGGGAUCCUAAUAAAAUGAUUGGCCGAAAUCCAUCACAUGACCAGUCAUUUAUUUUUAGCUGACAGGGAAAUGUUCUAGUGACCGGUAUUGAUGACUUGUUCUAUUGACCGGUCGUGGUUUUGAGAGGAUGGUUUAUCAAAUAACAAGGAUCCACAUCAAUAUCUACAAAACAUAUACACAUCAUUAUGCUUGGGCACUGGAAUAAUUACCCACACUACAUGCGUGUAUCCGUAAUUCUUCCUAAUGUCCUCAAUGCAGGGGGAACAAAUUAACGGGGGCGAAAUUGCCCCGAGCCGAGGGUGAAAAUGCUUUUUCAACGAUUCCAAAUGACCCAAGGUUAAAUAUUGAAAUGAAUCAAUUCUACUAACUACUUGUGUACACUGUAGUUUGCAAAUAGGUCAUAUUUUUUGUACAGUAAAAUAUUGAGUACAAGAAAUGGUGAUGGGUGCAAUAUUGUAGAGUAGUUUUUGUGAUAUCUUUUCUGCUUCUGAAGUUAUGUGUUCAAACUUUUGUGGAUAUCAUGUAUACCUGCCUCUUGAUUCAGAAAGUGUAUUAGAUUCCUGUUUAAAAGGCUGGUAUAAUUCAAUGCUUGAAUAUAUAUAUGGUAUGGGUUGAACCCUUAUUUAUAAUGUAAUUUUAAAACAUGUUAAACUUAAAGAUAAAUGAAAGUACUUGCAGUAAACACUGAUUUCACGAGAAAGUCUGUUAAUUGUCACUAUAUCAUCGAGGAUCUAGAGCUGGUACAGUUACAUAAACUGAACUUUGUGAAAUCUUGAAAUCUACGCUGAAAAAAUGUUCACAGUGAAGAUCACCAACACAGAUAAGCGCACAUGGGACAGUGUAUUGUUAUUGCUUUGAAAGUCAGGCACGACGCUUGACCCGAAUCCCAUGCUUAUUUGCUAAUUUCUCAGCAAUUGCACAAUUUCUUCCAGAAUCCUUUGGCACGUAUUAUUCAUUUAUACAAACAGACACUUUGGUAGUCAUUUCAUUGGAUUCUGUACGAACUCAUUUUGAAAUCGUUACCACAACUGGCAUUUAUCUUUAAGAUCUCAACACAAGAAAAACAUUUUUGGAGAGUAACCUCAAAAUUAUCAGCUACUGACUGCAGCCUUCCUCAGUGAGCUUUCUUCUUGUGUUGAGAUGAGAUUAAAAAAGAAAUAACAGAACAUUUUCAACCAACUUAAAUGAAUUUUCAUGAUUGUAUGAUGUAAUUUAUCAGGGAAAUCUUGUUCAUGGAAGAUAUCGUGAGAAAUUAUGUACAUAUUUUAGAUUCAAGUAAAUGUCUGUUUCAGGUGAGAGAAUGUCAUAGAUUAGAAAGGAAUAAAAAUAUACAGGGAAUGAUUUGCAAAUGCCAUUAGCAUUUUUGGUAAUAAGAGAAAAGCUCAAAACCAUUUCCCCUACAAUCCUUUGUAGAAGAAAGAUCUGCUAUACCAAAGCAUUUUGUGUAACCAACAGUCUUUUAAAAAAUGUGGAGCAGAUUGCUAUGCGAUACCAGGAAAAUUAUUCCCUGACAUAAAUGCAGUGCAAAAUAAGUUGGAGCUGAGUUAUUUUAAAGCAUGAAAAUAGGAGAUAAAUCUGGAUAAAACACUCAACUCAGAAGAAGUUGACUCAUCAUAUGCACUUUCUUGUCAGAAGUCAGUUCUUACCAAGAAGAAAAAGAGUUGGUUUGUGUUGGAUAUUUGUUUUUAGGAGCAUGCUGCAUGUAGAACAAUUGUGACCUGCCACCCCCAAACCAACAAUAAGUCGACCAAAAUGAAUAUUGAGCUUGAAAAUUAAUUUCCUAAGCUUUAAAAUGAUAGAAUAUAUGUUAAAAUUGACCAAAAAUAACCAUUACAAGUACUUGAUUGAAUGGAGAGGAAAUUCAGCAAGAGCUUAAAAAAUAAGGAGAAAACAAGGUUUGAAGUUUGGGGUUCACUCAAGCAUGAGAUGUGCAUACUGUGUAAUCUCAGUGAAAUUUCCAAGCAGUCUGAAAAAGCAGUGUCCAAGAAACUCUUGUAUCUUUUCUUUUAUUCUACUUCACGAUUUCAAGUUUUCACAGUAUGAAGAAGAAUUGCUCUUUCAGAUAAGCUAUAUUUGUAAUUGGAGAGUAAAUUACUAUUUUGGCUAUUGACAGAGAACCUUACCUGGCGGCUUAUUGGUGGUUUUGGGGUGGUAGGUCACAAUUAUAUGGAAUCAUAAUUUAGAUUUUUCAUCAUUAAAAGUUUGGAAAUUUAGAGAUUAGAAUUAUGGGCCCUUUUUCUGAACUCAGGUCUGACUCAAGGCGUGGUCUAUAAAAGAAGAAAUUUUCUUCUGACUUGGUAACUACUGGUAGUUCAAUCACACUUCACACUGAUAUUGGUGGUAACUAUACUGAUAAGUAAGUUUCUUCACCAUCAAAUCAUGGGAUAACAGUCCCGUAUACAUGGAAUGAAUACAAUUUAAAGAGAAAUUCCAGUAGUUGCAGUAAACACUGAUUUCAUGAGAAAGUAUGUAAAACAAGGCUUAAUUGUCAGUAUAUCAUCGAGGAUCUAGAUCUGGUACAGUUACAUAAACUGAACUUUGUGAAAUCUUGAAAUCUACGCUAAAAAUGUUCACGCUGAAGAUCACCAACACAGAUAGGCACACGUGGGACAGUGUAUUAUUAUUGCUAAAAUAAAGACCCGACGGAAGUGACCGAAUCCGCGCUUAUUUUGCUUAUUUCUCAGCAAUUACACAAUUUCUUCUAGAAUCCUUUGGCACAUAUUUUUUAUUCAUACAAACAGACACUUAGGUGGUCAUUAUAUUAGAUUCUGUAAAAAGUAAUAUUUAGAUCAUUACCAAAACUGGAAUUUAUCUUUAAGUGAAAUUUGACAUUUUUGUUUUCCAUAAUUUUAGAAAAGAUUUAGACCAAACCUGACUUAGUCAAUACAGGCUGUGAAGAUUAACUUUUGACUGAGAUUAGGCUGAAAAUAGGAUAACUUUACACUUACAAAUAACAUAUUUUCUAGUACACCAAUAUCAUAUUUUUAUAUAUGACAUGCAAUGAUUUGCAUAUAUAUAUCUAAAAGUUUGCAUGAUCCGACUUCAUAUUGUUGUCUAAAAAUGAAUUAUGAAUGUCACAUGAUGCAUCUGAAUUUUGCAAGAAGUGUUUAAUACAUUUUCUUACAUACAUGUAGAGAAUUUAUUUAUUUUUUCACCGUCAUGUGGUGCUUAAUAUUAUAUGUGGUUUUCUACCUGUGUGUUGACUUUUACAAUGUGCCUUAAUUUUAGGCUUCAACCAACCUUAAUGAUUGUUUUGGCCGAGCUUUCGUCCACUCCUGUGGACGAUCUCAAGCCAAUUGAUCAGUCACAAAGUUUGUUGCCUGUGGUUGGUUGAAGCUUGAAAUUGUUUAAUUUAUCAUCCUCAACUAAUUAAAGUUUUCUGUAUUAUGCCUUGCAUGUCUGUUGUAUUCAAAAUGUGUUAGAUCUAAAGCCCCAAAGUACGGUGUGUGUGAUUAUCCAAAAGCUGAGGAAAAAUGGAGAUUAAUUUUCUUUAAGUAGCCUUCUUGUAGCAUUGUGUUUUGAUGAUCUUGCUUUGCCUUUAGGAUGAUAUGAUAUUUACUAUUGUGACAAUUACUCUUGCCUUAAUUUCUGUGAAUGAAUAGAAUAGACAGUCAUACAUGUAGUUAGAUACUUUCCGCUUCAGCUAAUCAAAUUUUGUUUGUAUUUCACGGACUGUACUACUACUACUAUCCUCAUUCGUGCCCUGUGGCACAUAAGGCCUCCACGCUUUCUUUCCAUUUUUGGCGGUCUCUAGCACAACCCCUGGCCUCAUUCCAACUCUUCCAUCCGUAGGUAUUUCUCUCCUCUACAGUUCUCCAUGUUGUUUUUGGUCUACCCCUUUGUUUUCCUCCUGGAUUCCAUGUUAGAGCAGUGCAACAAUGAUGGUCAUCUUGCAUUCUGAGGACAUGACCUAUCCAAUUCCACCACGGACUGUACAACACAGUAUUUCAAGGACCUGUGGGUGGUGUAGAAUAUUUGAAAGGACAAGUCCACCCCAACAAAAAGUUGAUUUGAAUAAAAAGAGGAAAAUCCAACAAGCAUAAUACUGAAAAUUUCAUCAAAAUUGGAUGUAAAAUAAGAAAUUAUGACAUUUUGAAUUUUUGCUUAGUUUCACAUAACAGUUAUAUGCACAUCCUGGUCGGUAUAAAUGAGGUGACUGAUGAUGUCAUCAUCCACUUACUAUUCCUUUUGUAUUUAACAAUAUGAAAUAUUCUAAUUUUCUCAUUGUCAAGUCAAACAACGAUUAAUUGCUCCCUGAACAUGUGGAAUUAGCAUCGUUUAAUACUAUAUGGUUCAGUCAAAUGGGUUCUCCUUGUCAAAUCUGUAAAAAUUGAAUAUUAUUUAAUUCAAACAAUAAAGAACAAAAGAAAUAGUGAGUUAGGGAUAUCAUCGACUGUCUCAUUUACAUGCCACUGAGUUGUGCAUAUCACUAUUUUGUGAAAAAUAUGCGAAACUUUAAAAUGUCAUAACUUUCUUAUUUUUACAUCCGAUUCUUAUAAAUUUUUCAUUACGCUAGUUUGAUUUUUCUCAAUCUAUUCAAAUCAACAUUUUUCUGGGGUGGACUUGACCUUUAAAUCAAGUCCCUGGAUAUGAUUCAUUGCUUGUUGCUAUAUCAGGUAAAUAUCUGGCAAGCUUUCAAGUUGUUUAUAUAGCAACCUUGAUGUGGACACCUUGGCCUUGAACAUACCUUGAAGCGCCACACUGCCAUCUUCAUGUUGUGAAAAAUGGAAGUGGGGCAUGGUUCUGGCGGCUUUGUAGCCCACUCGUAACCCUAUUUUGAUAGUCUUGAGCUCAGUUGCACAGCUCAAUUGGUUGUGAUUCUUUUCUGGUAUGCAAAUCCUUGUUCUAUUAUGCCUAUCCCUAACUUUUCUCAUUUUCAUGUUUAUUCCAUGAUAUAUUUGUUUUCAAACGAUUUACCUUUUAUUACAUCCAUAAGUAUAUUUUGCAUAAAGGUCAUAUGCUAUUUCAUGUAGCUAGAUACUGCACAUUUAUGUUAUAUACUUAGAUGGCUUAAAGGAGAAUGAAACUCUUGGAGCAAGUUAGCUUUUGUGAAAGCAGAAAAAUCAAAGAAUAAGAUCAACAAAAGUUUGAGUAAAAUAGGACUAGCAAUAAAAGAGUUAUGAGCAUUUGAAUUUCGAGAUCACUAAUGCUAUGGAGAUCAUCCCUUUGGCAAUGCGACCAAGAUCUAUGAUGUCACAGAUGAACAACUCUCCCCUUAUGGACACUGAAAAUAUACCCCAAAACAUCUCUUUUUGCUCAUUCUAAUCAUAUGACAAACGAUUCAUCAAUGAUAUAAUGUUGUGAAACCUCUGUACUUGUACUCUCAUAAAGAGAACACCUCACCUUGUGAUAGACUCUAUAAAAGUGAGAAUAUGAGUGAAAUAAGUACCUAAGUAAUGAGGGAGUUGUACGUGUGUGACAUCACAGAUCUUGGUCGCAUUGCCAAUGGGAGGAUCUACAUGGUAUUAGUGAUCUCAAUAUUCAAAUGCUCAUAACUUUCUUAUUAUUCAUUCAAUCUUCCUCAAACUUUCAACAAUAUGUUUCUUUGAUUUUUCUCUUUGAUAUGGAUUCAGCUGGUUUCAAGGGUUUCAUUCUCCUUUAAGUAUCAUCUACCUUUAAGCAAAAAGAACACAAAUUAAAUUUUAUGAAUAAAGAUGUAUGUCUGAGGUUAGUUUUA
This is a messenger RNA of Lytechinus pictus (painted urchin), 7803 nucleotides long. RefSeq names its product GDP-fucose protein O-fucosyltransferase 1-like. NCBI's taxonomy places the organism in Eukaryota, Metazoa, Echinodermata, Echinoidea, Temnopleuroida, Toxopneustidae. Gene Ontology annotation, biological process: protein O-linked glycosylation via fucose; Notch signaling pathway. Gene Ontology annotation, molecular function: peptide-O-fucosyltransferase activity. The coding region runs from base 314 to 1492 and encodes 392 amino acids. The record is from RefSeq and is a predicted model, not a curated record. The transcript is spliced from 8 exons.